Molecule: messenger RNA, 3859 nt
Organism: Stegodyphus dumicola
Lineage: Eukaryota; Metazoa; Arthropoda; Arachnida; Araneae; Eresidae
Source: RefSeq, a predicted model, not a curated record
UUCAGGGUUAGUACGUCAGACAGAUAUGAACGAGCGGAGUGGUAAGUGAUAAGAUGUGUCAGGCGGUGCAAUGUUGACGAUGAAAACCAUGCUUUUUACUUUACUACGGCAAUAAUCAGUAUAAAACUUACAGCAUGUUUAAGCGGCAAUGCACCGUUCUCUGUCAUCUUACUAUUAGAACUUCUAAGAUAGCAGUUCUCAGUACUUUUGACCCUACGUGUACGACAGCUAUACAUUCUUUACCUCAGCUAAGAAAUGUGUUUCUAUUUUUCAUCCGACAUCUUGGAUCUAGUCAAGGAGUGGAGCAGAAAGAUGUUCAUAAGAAGAAGAGUGAUAUAAAAUUUCCUGAAAGAACCCUAACUGUGUACACAUGUGAGAAUAUUUAUGAGACAUGGAGAAGACAGAAAAAAUUUUAUCACAUUCCGGAAAGCGGCGUUUUUGCUGACAUAGCUUAUAUUGAUACCGUAGGUUGCAACAAAAAUACGAACAAUGAGAAAACUCCAACUGUACUUUGCAUUCACGGAAUUCCUGGAAAUUACGGUGUAUUUAGUCAUCUUAUUAAUGAUCUUAGCAAUGAAGGAGUGAGAGUUAUUGUACCAACAUUUCCAGGUUGUUCUGUGUGGUUGCAACAGGAGACAGGCAUUUACUGGCAAGUUUUCGUCAACAUGCCAUAUAAAGCAACAUUAUAUUUAUCUGGAAAACACAAGAAAGAACUUUUUCGACAUUCUGUUGAAGAGAAAACCCAAGUUUUUAAAGACUUUUUGAAAGCCCUGGAUGUAUCUGAAUUAGAUGGAAUUAUAGCUCACAGCAGUGCAAUUUACCCAGCUCUGCGACUUGCUCUUGAUUCUGACUUGAAAGUGAAUUCACAAGUAUUUUUCAAUACUGGUGGCCAUAGAGAAACAGUAACCAUGAAGCCUUACUGGGUAGUGUGGAUAUGUUCAUAUCUAUAUUUAAAUGCUUUUGGAAGGAUGCUUGUCCAAAAAAUCGGAAAAUUCUUGAUGAAGUACGUAAUGCGAACGCCAAUAAAAGAUGAUAAUUUUGAUGGAAUAAUGCUGUUAGCAAUCACAAUGGUUUUUUCUGAAUGCUGGAAUGCCUCAGAAGAGUUUCAAGCAAUUGCUCAGAAGAAGAUACCAACUCUUUACGCCUUCAGUGAAGAUGACAAAGUUGUUGAAAAAAAGUUGACAUAUGACGUUAUAUCACUCUUGGGUGCAUGUGAAGAAAAUAUAAACUUUUAUGACAAAAAUGGAGUACUUAAGAAAGAGGGAAAAGAUCUGCAUUGGCUAACUUUGAUAUCAUUUGAAGAGGGAUCUCAUUAUGUAUUCAGAAAAUAUCCUCAGUUGUGUAAUAUGAAAGUUUUAGAAUUAUUAAAAAGAACUAGAAGCUGAUGUGACGAAUAUUUUUACAACAAAAACGAGAUAAAUGCAGUGUGGAGCUACCAAAAUUUGUUGGACUUAGGAUGCUGAAAAACGACUACAGUGUAAAAUUUUAUGUAAUUAUAUUCUGUAUUGUUAUUUUAUUCCUACAUCCACCUAAUAAAACGCAGCUCCCUUUUUAUUUGGUCUUAAGCACAGUUCAUUUUCAUUUGAAUAUGACUUUCUUUAGUUUGCUGAAAAUGUUUGUUUUCAGGAAUUAUAUGGUUGUUUUACUGAAUAUUUCACAAUAAUUCAUUAUUUAUGUGAAUGCAGACCUCAUUCCAAGUUUUGCAUGUAAAGUUUUGACCAAAAAAUAUACAGAAGCUGCUUAAGUGCCUUAAAAAUUUUGCCCUAAUUUUGAAAUUUUUAAAUAUUUGUUUGGUUGAUAACUUGUAGCUAAGAUAAUUCUAGUUGUAUGCCACUUUGGCUGGCUGGGAUAUUAAAGUAUAUUCAGUUACUCAGAUGUUCUUCUGUGUCUACAAGACAGCUAAAUUUAUGCCUUAUUCUCGUAUGUUUAUUGACGAAGCAUGUGCAAAUUGUAUCGACGAAUUCAUGCAGCUUGUGUUAUGGAUGUAAAUCAAAAUGAAUCAUGAACAACUUGUAGUUUUCUUGAAAUUUUGGAUUUUGAGAAAAUAUUUCCUAUUCCUCUGAGAUUCUAGUUCCCUUUUUUUUUUUUUUUUUAUUUACUACAGGAUUGCUUUAUUCAAUUCUAAUAGCUAUUAUACUCAUAAUCAUCAUCUAGUGUAGUGCUUUUUAAAUCUUUAUCGAGAUUUUUUGCUACUCCAGGUAUUAAAUAUGAAAUAAAGGCAUAAAAAUACAAAAAUUAUUGAAAGGAAAUCAUGUUUAAUGAGACAGAUGUGCUUGUUUUUUGCUUCGCAACAAAUUAAAUCUUGGUGAAAAAUUUGACACUGUUGGACGUAAAGUAUCCAAAUAUCGGGUUGAACUAUAUUGAGAUUUAAUGAGUAUUAAAGCCGAAAAAUUCGUGUCACAUGAUGCGGUGCUAAAUGGCAGAAAAUUUAAUGCCAUUUCUGAAAUUGGGGAGAAAUUCAGAUCUAACUCAGAUCCAGAAUUCAGUCAAGAAUUUUGUGGAAAAUCGUUUUGAGUCACUCGGUGGCUGAACAAACUCCUCUUGCACUUUAUAUGGUGGUGAUUAAACUCAUUAAUGUCAAUCAAAAUAAGUUUUUCAAUGAACAUUUUGAAAUCGAAAUUCGAUGCAAAAUAUUUGCAGAACUGUGCUUUGGGAGUUUUAAAUUCAUCUAUAAUAAUUUUUGCAAUUUACAAUUUUUUAAACAUUUACAAUUUACAUAUUAUUUUGAUUAUUUUAUGAUGCUUUAUUUUGAUUCUGAAAUAACUUGCAUGCCGAAACUACAAUGUGACACUGCUAUUAUGAUGUGCUUGUAGUAUUUUUCGAUAUGUAAAUAUAAUCUGCAGCUCAUCUUGGUCAGUAUUACGAUUUUAUAAUUGCGCUGUACAGAAAAUGUUAUUUAUUAAAUUAAAGAUAAUGAAGGGAUUGCAACUAAAGUUUCUUUAAAUUCCCUUAUCUGAAUUAAAUUUUCGCGAUCCUAACAUUUUUCAUUGUAAACCUCAUUUGGAGUCAGGAUCCACAGUUCAAGAAACGCUGAUAAGUAAAAUACGAUUCCGAAUUAAGUUAUUCAUUUUAUCAUUUCACUCUUCCCUAGAGAGUGGUGAUUUAAUUUAACGGUAUUCAUGCUAAAAUUAUAAAUAUAUGUUUACAGUAUGAAUAUAUAAUAAAAAUUUACCAGAGCAUUCAUUGUAAUGUACACAUUUAUUUAUUUUCAUGCUUGUGAAAGAAAUUAUUUUAUGCAGCAGAUGUUAAAAUAUUUCGAAUCAGUAUUAAUGUAUUUUUUUAAAUAACUUUCUUGAAUUAUUGGAGCAAAACAUAGUGGUAUAUUGCAGUAUUAUACUUUGCAAUUUAAACUAGUUAAGUGAAUUUACAAUUACAGUAUUUGAUUUGCAGUAUAUUUGAUUUUGAUUUUAUAAUUUCGAAUGGUGCUUGAGUUUAAAAUCUCAUCUGGUAAUUAUAAACUAUAAUGAUAUAUAUAUUUAAAUGCUUCAAGUUUUGAAACUCAACUAAGCUUUAAUACAACCCAAAUUAUUUUCCUCUUUUAAAUUUCCCUUUUGUUAGGUCUCUUCUUUUAAUUAUUGUUGAUAAAAGUAAUUUUUUUUUUUUUUUUUUUUUUUUUUUUUUUUUUUGCGUAUUUUUAGAGUUACGAGUUUCAUUUUAAAAGUUUCAAGGUAAAAUUUAUUUUCUCUUAUAAUAAUGAAUGAAAAUUUAUGCUAAACAGCCUGUUGAUGAAGAUAAAUUAAGAGACUUUUUAUUUAUAUUGUUAAAUGUAUUGAUGAUGAACAUGACAUGGCAAAGCAAUCUAUGUAUUUUAUGAAUUCCAGCUGAAGUUUUCAAUAAAAUUUAUUUAUUAAUAUGUUAA